AUGGAAGAACUACGAAAACAAUUACGGCGUUUAGAACGAUUCCGAGACGUAUCAUUUGGUCCACAUUCCGUUGCUCGUCAUCCAAGCGAACCACAGGAAUCAUGGUUCUUCCGUCGCAGGUCACUACCCAGUUUCAGCGAUUCAGGGCACGCUAACUCAAUGCAUGAGCAUCUAAGAAAAAUGCGUUCGGGUCAGUUUGAUAAAUCACCGCCCCCUCGAAAUUUGAAUGAGCCAAACGAUAAUGAAACAAAACAUAUCAUUGCGGGUGGAAAACAACAAUUCUACAAGUUGCCGAAAAUUCGCUGUAACGACAAAACUUCAGCGGUAAACAAAAAUUUCGAGGCAGUAUUACUGCCGGUUAAUAGGAGUGCUUCUAAGCCACGUUCAUCGCGAUCGACAAGCAAAAAAAGAAAUGAACCAAUUCGUGUACAAAAAUUAAAGCCAGUAGUAAGUGCGGCAAAACCUUCGACAUCAUUAGAAAUUGUCGGUACACCAGUAACAUCAGGUGAACGACGAAAACCACGAGAAACCGUAAAAACUAUUACUAAGAAAUCUCCAAAAACAAAAGUGAGUGCUGAAGAGGUAAAAACAAAAAAUACUCUCGAAGCGGCUCAGAAGGAGACUCCUUUUGAAUCAAAACCAGAACCACGAAUUGUUCCGAUCAGUAGUACAUUUGUUAAAACUACUCUAGACGAAUCAGCGAUUAGUGUGUCAACAGGUCCAGUUGAUACAAAAAAUGUGAAUGAAAUAAAUGAAGAAGAAAUAUUCAAAUCACAUGGUGAAGAGACAGAAGCUGUACCAGAAAUUAGCACAAAAAUAGAAGAACCUGCAACUCAAAUUGAACGGGAAGAAAAAUUACCGGAAACACCUGAGAUACAAAAAGAAGUCCCAAAAGACGAAGGAAAUGAGGAGCUUGAUUUUAGAAGGAUCUCAGAAAGCGAAACUGAAACUGCUUUAUUGUCGAACGUACUAGAAGCUAAGUCCCUUCCCGAAGAACCCAGUGGAGAGCAUCUAAAGCCAGUUCACGCUGAAGAAUUGACUGAAGCUGAAGAAGAGGAACAGAAAAGGCCGCAAGAACCUUCUGAUUCAGCAGAAGCCUCUGAUAGUGGAAAAGAAGAGAAAGGAACGAAACAGUCUGCAGCUGAACUUUUGCCAACAGAAUACCCUCAGGGAGAAGAACAUCACAUUAAUCUAGACACUGCAGUAGCCUCAGCAUCGUCAGAAGAAUUUACCAAGCAAGAAUUAUACGCAGGUGGAAGGGAGGAUGAAAUCGUGCAAAAAGAAAAGAAAAUCAGUGAAGAACAAGAAGGAAUGUCACCUACGCAUAGUAUCGAUCGGCACGAAAUCGCAGAAGAAUCUGAUGCUAUGAAAUUGGAGCAUUAUGCUCCAGUAGAACAGACAGAAGUUAAGGAGGAGUCACCAAAAGAUACAAUCUCAGAACAAACGGAAGAGUUCCAUAAGUCGUCGCAGUCCCCUAUCGAAAGUCCAUCUGAAGAACUAAUCCAGCCCAAAUUAGAAUCCAUUAAUAAAGAAGAACGUGACACUGAAGCUGAAAAAAGUAACGAAUUUCCAAAGGACAAUGAGGCAGAAUUACGCGAUAUUAAGAAAGAUGAAAAAAUUUUGGAAUCACAAGUGGCAAGCGAAAAUCUGCUGCAGAGUGAAGUAGAACCUCAUCCUAUAGACAAUGACCUACCGCAUAUGCUUGUAUCGCAGGAAGUGCAGAUGCCUGGAGAUGAUGAAACUCGACCUGACAAAGACGCUGGUAUCAGCUCUUUAGGAGCAGAGGAAACCAUGUCUGUAGAGAAUAAACAUUAUGUACUAGAAAAAGAAGUCGAAGCAUCGAUGAUUGAAGAUGGCAAGCCACUUUCCAAAAGUGAGUGGGAUGAAGUACUUUCCAACAAACCAGAUUCCUCCAUAGGCGGAAGUGACACUGAAAACAAAGGCUCAUAUCCAAACGUUGAACAGCAAAGACCAAAUGAAGGUUAUGAGACUUCCCUAAGUGAGCUGUUAACUUAUGACUCUAAUGAAGCAAAGGUUAGCGUACAGGAAAAAGAAUCUCCUACAGUACCCGAAAUGACGAAACCGACAUCCGAAUCUGUAGUAAUUCAGUCUUUUCUCGAACAGGAAAGCUCUUUACCUUACACAACAGAGGAAGGUCGUGUCAGCCAAGUGAAGGAAGAUGAGACUCCUGCUUCACUAAAUAGUGCAGAAAUUCAAGAAGUUGCAACGGCUGAUCUAGAAAAAAAUAUUCCCGCUGAGAAACUGAAUGUGACGGAAGACGUCGGAAGUGCGCCUGAAUCAGUCACCAGCGACGCUGAUGAUCAUCAUGACGACCUCUCGCAACAUUUAAAGAGUUUAGCCUCUGAAGAAGCUACAUCCAAAACACCGGUUUCUACUCCAACGAAAGAGGCACACGGCAGUGACGCAAAAGAUGGAUCAGCAGUAAUUCACAAAGCUAUUCACAGACUAGAAAGUGAAAGCGAUAUUCAGGAUAAAAAGGUAGAGCUUUCAGCACCAGAUGCUGUAAGUCCCGGUCCGUCAGAAACAGAAAUGCUAACCACGGGCCAAGAAGAUGUAGAACAGCAUAGAGCAAAACGAGAUGUUGAAGACGAGACAUUAAAAGUAACAGUAGAAAAGUUGGAAAAUGAAGACUUAAAUGCAGAGACCCUGAACACUCAAGAUGAGGAAGAAUAUGAAAAAGCCGAAGACAGUUCCUUGAUACAAGAAAAAACCGUCCGGGAGGACUUCAGAGCACUUGAUGCAAAGGGUGAUAGUGGAAACACGUCGAGUGAUACGGAAGGUGCUGAUGCCACAAUGUCGGACUAUGAAGAGGGAGAGAGAAGCAGUCAACCAGAAGAGGAUAAGAAACAUGAAGAUGAGCCAGCGAACGUAACAACGGAAGAGGAAACCGGAGUCCCUGAGCUUGAUUUAAAGCUUAGUAAGCAUGAACAUUCUGAAGAAGAAAUUUUGGGCACAUCUGAGAAACACCAAAAAAUAGUUGGAGAGAAGGAUUACGAAGAAGAAUUGCAAGAAUCAUUGUUAAGCAGAGUGGAAAGGGAUAGUGAACCAACAGGUAUCCAUCCAGAUACAGAAGGAGCACUUCUGAGUAACAGUGGCACAGAAGACGACCUAGUGACAAAACAUGAUGAUGUCGAAUCUUUAUCUGGAGAAGUUACUGGUGAACAAAGAAUGAGAUCAACGGACUGGCUUAGUGGUGCUUCCGGAUCGAUGAAUAAGGCAGCUCUCGAAGUAGCAGUCACAGAGACGGAGGAAAUAAAUGGUAAUAUACCGAAGAAGACUGUUGAAGGAGAAGAGGGAGACCACACAGUCUCAUCGGAGGCUCGUGAUAGCGACUUAAUGGAAACUACAGAGGCCAUCGCACAGCUAAUAAGAGCUGCAGUAGAAUCAGUCCACAAAAAAGAAGAAAAUGCAAAUAUUGCCAAAAAUAUUGUAGAUGACGAUGAUACUCAUAAUAAUAACGUUGUUCAUCAAACUGUUAAAGAGUCGGAUAAUUUUUUGGAAGAACUGGCAAAUGCAACUUCGCUGAAUAAAAAAAUUAGUGAACGAAAAGAAGGAUCGCUGAAUUCGUCAGAAAUUGAUGAUAAUAUUUCAACAAUCGACACUAGCAUUAUCAACGAGAGUCCAAAAGAAAAUCGAAUUAUUAUCGGUAGAGAUUUGGACACUGAUGAUGAGCAUAACAACGAAACUGGAAGAAGUACAAUCUAA
Molecule: messenger RNA, 3726 nt
Organism: Enterobius vermicularis (human pinworm)
Lineage: Eukaryota; Metazoa; Nematoda; Chromadorea; Rhabditida; Oxyuridae
Source: the annotation of a GenBank genome assembly